AUGAUGAAGCUAUCUGCAUUCCUUUCCUUCCUCUUCUUCCUCCUUCUCUCGGCCUUCGCCACCACCAUCUCAGCCGAGGCGGUGGUCGACUCGGACGGCCAUAUUUUGAGAAACGGUGGCAAAUACUACUUGUCACCUGCCACUCCCAUUGGAGGUGGAGGCAUUAUAGCUUCCGCCAUUAGGCAUGGAGAUUCAAAUUUCUGCUCCCUGGCUGUGGUUUCAGCUUUGUUCACCAAUGGAUGGGGCGUAACCAUAUCAACUUAUCUCAAAGUAACUUUCAUCAAAACGACAUAUCCUGUGAACUUAGCGUUCGCUUAUUUAGCACCAAAUGUUUGUACUGACUCACCAAACUGGGUCGUCGUAAAUUCUCUCCCUCUUGGACAACCUGUGAUGCUUGGUGGUGCACAAGAAUUUAGUGCUGCUUCUGUUCCUGGACAGUUCUAUAUUAAGACUUAUGAUGCAGAAAAGCAUUAUUAUAAGAUCGUGUUUUGUGAGCAAGGAAAAGAUCACUGUGGAGACAUCGGAGUCAAGGUUGAUAGUGCAGAACGACGGCGUUUGGUUGUCACUGAUGACAAAAACCCUCUGGUUUUUAAGUUUUACAAGGUUAAGGAAAGCUCCAACUCUGAUCUCUCUAUGGUGGUCUGA
Molecule: messenger RNA, 645 nt
Organism: Neltuma alba
Lineage: Eukaryota; Viridiplantae; Streptophyta; Magnoliopsida; Fabales; Fabaceae
Product: trypsin inhibitor 2
Exons: 1
Coding region: 1-645 (214 amino acids)
Molecular function (GO): endopeptidase inhibitor activity
Source: RefSeq, a predicted model, not a curated record